AUGAGUAAAAUCAUUAAGGAAGGCAUUCUUUUGAAUGGACAGCAGAUUUUUGAAGCAAACAAGAAAUUGGAAGAAUAUUCAAUAUUGGGCAAAGGAUCUAAAGAGAAACAGAAUGAAGUUUUUACAGCCGAGGAUAGACAGAGUGACAGUACUAUAGAAAGCCUUUAUAACCUGCUUAAAAUCGAGAGAGUUUAUCUUACAAAUAAGCGAUCAAAAGGGAUUUAUGAAAAGGAGAAAAAUCGAGUUAAAAUCAUGUCUAUUGUCGGCAAAUUAGGAGUUAUUGGAUUUUUUGAGGAUGAACAGAUGUAUCUUAAGCCUCACGAAGCUUUACUUUUAAUUGAAAUGAACAGACUGGAAGUUACGUACGAUACAGUUACGAUUUCCGUUGAACAGGCUUACAGCAUAUUCCUGACCUCGAAAUGUGAAUUAUCUUUAGAAGAUUAUAUUGUUUAUUCUUACAUAUCAAGAAUCGGUUAUAUUAUUAUAAUUCAUGAUCCUGAAGUUGAUAAGGAAAAGUUCAAACUUUUAGAGGAACGAAAGAAAGUCAGUAAGGAAGAUGAAAUGAUCUGGUGUAUUUUGAUGCAGAAACUCAAUAUGCCAUACUCAAAAGAAACCAUUGAAUCCAAUUACGAUUUAUAUGUAAAAACCAAAUCAGAUAUGGAUAAAUCAGCAGCAAUUAUCAGUGGACAAGACACUGACAAUGACAAUAUGGAAGUAGAUAAUGCUAAGCAUGAUAAUAGUAACGAGCCGCCGAAUAAAAAGUUCAAACCAAAUGCACUUGAAGAGGAUAAUAAUUUCUUAGACAUCUUAAAAACUGAACUUGAGUAUCUAUCGUACAGACAAAUCUUCAACAAAUUCAGCUACGUGACAAGAAAAACUUUUAGCGAAUUCGAGUACGAUAAAGUCAGAAAUUUAAAAUUUACAUUCGACGUUUUCCUUCCAAAAAUGCAUUUCAAGAGAACGGAGCAUUUAUCAAAUUAUCGAAUAAUUGUUUUAAGAUCAAACGAAGAAUUUCCAUCAAAUGUUGAGCUACAAAGACUUAGAGAAAAUCAGAGUUAUGAAGUUCCAAUCAUCAUUGCUGUUGUUUCAGAAAGCUUGUCUGUUCAUUUUAGCAUUUGUACAUUUAAAUAA
Messenger RNA from Chironomus riparius, 1131 nucleotides. The record is from the annotation of a GenBank genome assembly. NCBI's taxonomy places the organism in Eukaryota, Metazoa, Arthropoda, Insecta, Diptera, Chironomidae.